This is a messenger RNA of Pyricularia pennisetigena, 1287 nucleotides long. RefSeq lists its product as uncharacterized. The transcript is spliced from 2 exons. Gene Ontology annotation, cellular component: mitochondrion. The coding region runs from base 1 to 1287 and encodes 428 amino acids. Gene Ontology annotation, biological process: fatty acid metabolic process. Gene Ontology annotation, molecular function: trans-2-enoyl-CoA reductase (NADPH) activity. Lineage: Eukaryota; Fungi; Ascomycota; Sordariomycetes; Magnaporthales; Pyriculariaceae. The record is from RefSeq and is a predicted model, not a curated record.
AUGUCUGCCACAAGGCUGGCCAACCGGCUGCCAAAUGCCGGCAGCUUACUUCAGUCACCCCGGGCGACCCUCAGGUUACCGAGCAGGAUAGGCGCCACGGCGGCAUCCCAAGUCAGGUUUAAGUCGGGCCCUUAUGGCUACACACAGACCAAAGCAUUGGUGUUUUCCAAAUUCGGCGAGCCCAGCGAUGUCUUGCGGCUACACACCCACUCCAUCUCCCCGUCGCUCCCGUCUCACGCCGUCGUCCUCCGCACGCUCGCAGCCCCCAUCAACCCGGCCGAUGUGAACACGAUCCAGGGCACGUACGGCGCCAAGCCCGACUUCAACUCGCCUGCCAACAUGCAGCUCGGCACCGCCGAGCCCUCUGCCGUGCCGGGCAACGAGGGCUGCUUUGAGGUGGUGUCGGUGGGGUCGGGGGUCAAGAGCCUCAAAAAGGGCGACUGGGCCAUACCGGCCAGCACGGGUAUGGGCACGUGGCGAACGCACGCGCUCGUCGACAACGCAGACCGCGCGCUCCUCCGCGUCCCCGACGGCGACGCGCCCCUGACCCCGAUCCAGGCCGCCACGGUCAGCGUCAAUCCGUCGUCGGCCUACCGCAUGCUGCGCGACUACGUGGACCUGGUGGAGCUGAGCGUGCAGGCGUUCCGCAGCGGGUCGGGCGCCGACGGCGGCGCCUGGUUCAUCCAGAACGGCGCAAACAGCGGCGUGGGGCGCGCGGCGAUCCAGCUCGGCCGGCUCUGGGGCCUGCGGUCCGUCAACGUGGUGCGCGAGCGCGACACGCCCGAGGCCACGGAGCAGCUGAAGCGCGAGCUGCGCGACCUGGGCGCCACCGUCGUCGUGACCGAGGCCGAGCUGCUGGACCGCGGCUUCCCCGCCCGGCUGCGGGAGGAGUGGACCAAGGGCCAGCCGCUGAUGCUGGGCCUCAACUGCGUGGGCGGCAAGUCGGCCACGCAGCUGGCCAGGGUGCUGAGCGAGCAGGGCACGCUCGUGACGUACGGUGCCAUGUCCAAGCAGCCCGUCGCGCUGCCCACGGGCCUGCUCAUCUUCAAGGACAUCCGGUUCCGCGGCUUCUGGCUGAGCAGGUGGGCCGACGGCGACCGAGACGGCAAGAGGCGCACCAUCGAGGAGCUCCUGGCCUUGAUGCGCAAGGGCCAGUUCAGCGACGCGCCCGUGGACGAGGUCAGGUGGGACUGGGACACCGACGAGGAGACGCUCAAGAAGGCGGUGCAGGGCACGCUGGGUGGCUUCAGGAAGGGCAAGGGUGUGUUUAUGUUUGGCGAGACGUGA